AUAACUUUCACGAAUUUUGGGCGCUGACUCGUUGCAAUCUGUUUUCCACUCUGAAGGAGUUCGCGGACGCUGAAUACUGCACUAGUCGUCAUGUUGAGGGCAAUAGUGCUGAAUCCGUAGCCGGCAAUCGGCCAAUCUUUCAACCGACAGCGAGCAGCCAACUGGAAUUGAGUGAUGCAACAUUGCUAGCUUCGUAUGAAGCGGCCGAAAAUGCAGCUGCUGAGAAUGGCCUGACAUGGCUCCCGAUCGAUGCGUUCAUUGCCAGCCUCCCGUCUUCAGAAGUUCCUCGUGGUGAAGCAAACGCGGCGCUGCGUCAGAAGCGAAUUCGUCGUCAAAUUCCUCCACAGGAUAGGAAACCGGCGGCCUCUCUCAGCGCUGUGAAAUUGAAUUUGCCUCCUGAUGCUGCCGCUGGAAAUCUCGACGGUGAAAUUCGAGAAGCUACGCGGUUCCAGAAUUCGCGUAACCGUCGCGAUUUCGGUCUUGGUCGCGUGGAUCGCGUCUCUGAUAAAGCUGGAUUGGUACUGUCACUUUUUGAUGCCCAGGCAUACUUGUUUUCUUACAUAAAGGAUCCUCGAUUAAAACCUGAGAAAUGA
Dibothriocephalus latus is the source of this 593-nucleotide messenger RNA. Lineage: Eukaryota; Metazoa; Platyhelminthes; Cestoda; Diphyllobothriidea; Diphyllobothriidae. The record is from the annotation of a GenBank genome assembly.